GGUUGAGGAUUCGCAGAGAAAGAAGUGUGAGGAAGCGGAAUUGUUGCCCUGGUUACUGUGUAACACUCUAUUGGGCCUGCUGCUCCGGGCGUAUUAUUCGGGGCUGUUACUUCUUGUACGGAGGGUGAUAGUGUCCCUCGCACCUGGGAUAGCGAUUUUCUGGUUAUGUGGAAGAUAAUAGGAGUGUCCUAAAAUGGGUGAUAUUUUGGCUUAUGAAGCAGACCUGCUUGGAUUAGUGAAAGAGUUUCUUAACUAUGAGGAAUUCUGUGAGACCCUGAAAAGCUUUGUAAAGGAGUGUAAAGUUAAAGGAAAACCUCUCCCGAGAAGUGAAGGAUCUGCCACAAGAGACUCUAAGACUUUACUUAUACAGAAAGAUCUCCUCCAUGCUUUUGAAGAUGGGGACAGGAAAGCUUUUUUUGAACAGUGGGAGGAGCAUGUCCCUCAGGAGAUGCGCAGCAGUGACCCCCUGGCGCAGAAGUUGGAGUUUUACCUGCAUAUUCACUUUGCCAUUUUCCCCUUAAAGCAUACUGUUGGCCGGAUUGACCGAGCUGACUGUGAUGAGAGGAUUUCUCACUUCAAAACGUACUUGGAAACCAGCGGAGCAGCACUGAGUCAGACUACAGAAUUCCUUCCAUUUUAUGCCCUUCCCUUUGUUCCUAAUCCAGCUGCCCAUCCAUCUUUCAAAGAGCUUUUUCAGGAUUCAUGGGCUCCUGAGCUGAAAUUGAGAUUGGAAAAGUUCUUGUCGUUGACCCUGAAAGCUGGAACCACCCCCCGUCUUCUUACAUUAUAUAAAGAGAGCGCCCACUACAACAGAGACCUGCAACUGCAGCAGCAGUUGGUGGAAGCUGAGCAUAAAGCCAUCACCUAUAUGAAGCGCUUUAAUAAGAUGCAGACUGAUUACCAUAAACUGAUUGGCGUCACUGCUGAGCUUGUAGACUCUUUGGAGGCAACAAUCAAUGGAACGCUGAUAACGCCUGAAUAUCUGCAGAGUGUAUGUACACGGCUAUUUAAUAGCCAGAUGAGACAAAGUGCUGUUCAGAGUAUCGACUUCACCAGACCUGGAACUCAGGGUUGGCAUUGUGUGGGCCCCUGUCAUGGCGCAGAUGCUUCUUCUAUGCUGAGAGCGUCUAUUAUACCCAUAAAACCACAGGAGGUGCCAUUGUUGCCCUCUCUAGACUACGAGAAGCUGAAAAAAGACUUGGUAUAUGGUAAUGAUCGUUUGAAAGCAUUGAUCCUGCAAGCCUUGCGCUGGCGCUUUACUUGUUCCCAGCCCGGGGAACAGAGAGACACCGUUCUUCAGGCUUAUAUAACAAAUGAUCUUUUAGACUACCAGAAUGGGAAGAAUAGAAAUGUUUUGCAGCUACUCCAUUCCAAAAAUGAGGUAGUGAGACAAUACACUGCCCGCCUCAUCAAUGCUUUUGCAUCAUUAGCUGACGGCCGUGCAUAUCUUAGCCAGAGCCCUAAUUUGCUACGCUCACUAGAGGAAACCCUGCGGGCAGAAGAGCAAGAUUCCAUUACCAGGGAGAAUAUAUUGGGCUCUCUGCAAAAACUUAGUCUCGGGCGCUCUAUGCAGUCAGCCAUGAUAAAGGAUGGUCUGAUCUACUGGCUCAUACAAGAAUUGGAGGACACGGAACAUCUUUCUGACUACACUGUGGAGUACUCUGUAGCACUGCUCAUGAACCUCUGCUUACGCAGUGCAGGAAAGAAAACUUGUGCAAAAGCCGCAGGCCGUGUUCUCAAAGUGCUGUCUGACUUACUUGGCCAUGAGAACCAUGAGAUUCGUCCUUAUGUCAAUGGAGCACUUUAUAGCAUCCUAGCUAUUACAUCCAUACGAGAACAAGCCAGAGCCAUGGGGAUGCAGGAGAUUCUGAGAUGUUUUAUUAAUGAAGGCAACACAGACAUGAAUCGGCAGAUUGAAUUCAUCAUAAGGCAGCUCAACUCAGAGGAAAAAUUUGAUGAAGCUGCGGAAUCUGAGGAUGAGGAAGAAGUGGAAGAUGAUGAGGAAGAACAAGAUGUCCUGGAAGCUGAUCUAGAUAAGGAUGAAGUUAUUCAACCACAACCUGGAGAACUGACUGGAGAAAAGCUUCUGACCACAGAGUACCUUGGGAUCAUGACCCAUACACUGAAAGUGAAGAAGAGAAUGUUUCCAGGUGUACUACAGAGUGUGGAUGAACCACUGCAGAGGCCUGUAACCCCUGGCACUCAUCGGGCUGUUUAUACAAUGCCAGAAAACACAGUCUCACCAUCGGUUCCUUCAAGCUCUUUCAGAAUUUUACAAAUGUCCUCAAGACCACCCACACGUAGUGGAAGCCGCCCUGUUACUCCUGAAUACUGUGCAUCAUCAACAUCCAUUGACACAGAGGCAUCCCAGCUUUUUUCAUCGCCCAGUCGGUCAGAGCAGCGUGGGCACAUAUCUCCUUCUUCGCCUCGAAUUCUAGAUCUUGGUAUGGAGAAGAGCAAUGGGCACAGUAACAGCAGAACCUGGCACCCACGCAGUCCUGAAGUGCAGAGUACCAGCCCCCGCAAGGCCAAGACUCCUACAAUAGCUCCUCAGUUUUCCCAGUCUGGACCACAGCAAACCAGUCGCCCCAGUUCAGCUGGAUCCUCCACCCGAAGCAGACAGAGCAGCCAGUCUUACAGAAAGUGAACAGAUCUGCUGUAGGAACAUCAGUGAGUUACGUGUUACCUUGGUCUACAUGGUCAUUGGAGUAAUCCCUCCUGGAACCUGUCUGCCAGAGGAAAUGGUUCUGCAUACCACAGUUUGCAGGUGCUUAUUGCAAAAGAACAUUUUGUUAGCAGAGUGCUUUACAGUGAUUUAUGCUAAUCCGUAUUCAUAUAUUGGACCAGGGAUUACACCUAAUUCCAUUUAUUUAUUGAUGACUCAAAACUUUAGUGUGCACGUAGCUAAUAAAUGGAGAGCACUGCAAAUCGUAAUAAAUGCAAUGUUUGGUCCAAUCUGGGGUUCACCUUUUAAGCUCAUCAUCAGAUCUAUUGUUUUGGUUUAUUUAUUUAUUUAUAUAAAGUGUUGCUGUAAAAUGUAAUAACUUGAUUACAAAUCAACUUUGUAUAAAGUUUGUUUUAAUUUUGUAUUAAAAUAUACUUGGAUCUUUUCACUGUUA
Pseudophryne corroboree (corroboree frog) is the source of this 3119-nucleotide messenger RNA. RefSeq names its product armadillo repeat containing 9 (gene ARMC9). NCBI's taxonomy places the organism in Eukaryota, Metazoa, Chordata, Amphibia, Anura, Myobatrachidae. Gene Ontology annotation, cellular component: ciliary basal body; ciliary tip; centriole. Gene Ontology annotation, biological process: cilium assembly. Gene Ontology annotation, molecular function: protein binding. The transcript has 26 exons. The record is from RefSeq and is a predicted model, not a curated record. Bases 194 to 2647 code for a protein of 817 amino acids.